ACAAGAGGGAUAACUCUAUUCUACUUUCAUUUUCCCACACACAAGGCAAACUCAUGUUUAGGCUUUUUACAUCAAGAUCGCUAUUUGAUUCAUCGGUUAUAAUUUCAUCCAUUAUUAAGAUGACAGCAAAAGAUAUGAAAGCUCCGAGUUCUAGUAUGCCACAGUUCAGGGAAGAUUUUGCCAAAUCUAAACAUAUUGUGGUCUUAACAGGGGCCGGAGUCAGUGCUGAAAGUGGUGUGCCUACAUUUAGAGGAGCUGGUGGUUACUGGAGGAAAUGGGAAGCACAGCAAUUAGCAACACCAGAGGCAUUUCAAGACGAUCCAUCAUUGGUGUGGGAAUUCUAUCACUAUAGGAGAGAAGUCAUGGGUACCAAAGAUCCAAACAAGGCUCAUAUUGCAAUAGCUGAAUGUGAAAAGAGGCUGAAAUCACAAGGAAGGAGAGUUGUUGUAAUCACACAGAAUAUAGAUGAACUUCACAAAAGAGCUGGGUCUGAAAAUAUUCUAGAAUUGCAUGGCAGUUUAUUUAAGACCAGAUGUACUAAAUGUGAAGAAGUUAUAGAAAACAGACUCAGUCCUAUAUGUCAUGCAUUGGCUGACAAAGGAGCACCAGAUCCAGAGGCAAAAGAUGCCAAAAUUCCUGUGGACCAAUUACCAAGGUGUAAAAAGGCCGGUUGUGGAGGACUUUUGAGGCCCCAUGUUGUAUGGUUUGGUGAAGGUUUAGACCCAGCAGUAUUGGAUUCAGCUGAGAAUGAGCUAGACCAAUGUGAUCUCUGUCUAGUGGUUGGAACCUCUUCUGUUGUGUACCCAGCAGCAAUGUUUGCACCCUCAGUAGCUGCCCGAGGAGUACCAGUAGCUGAGUUUAAUCCAGAAAAAACCGGUGUUACAAAUUCAUUAGGAUAUCAUUUCCAUGGACCGGCAGGCUCAUUUCUCCCAGAAGCAUUAGCUAGACACCCAUCAGAACCUGAAUAAAAACGCAUUAUAAAAGACCAUCAUCUGUGAUAUAUAAUAGACAAGUUUUAUCUGCAUUGAGUUCCAGAUUCAUCAUUAAUCAUUACAUUACGUUUCAAAGUUACACUCAUCAUCUGAAAGUGUAAUACUUUUUUCUAUUGAACAAAAAAAAAAGAGAUUAAUGUUUGUUCAAUAAUACAUUGUAUAUCCUUUUCAAUUAAUUUGACUAAUAUAACAGUAUACUGUAAAUUCGGAAAUAAUUGCGUGGUUUUUAUUAUUGUGAAAAAUGUGACUGGGUUGUAAUCACAAUAAAUUAAGCUUGCAUUUUGGAUUUUUUUGUAUGAAUGAAGGGGGAUUUUUCUCAGUAUCGUAAAAAUAAUAAUCGCAUUUUGGUCUAAAAUGACAAAAUCACAAUAAUAAAUGCAUGCAAUAAUUUCUGAAUUUACAGUAUAUGAUUUUGUCUAAGAAAUGAAUACUUCUCUGACUUUCCUGACUUGUUAUAUUGUAAUAUUAGAAUCAAUUAUUAAGAUUGAAGAAUGUAAACUCUAAGCUAUAAACAUCAUUGUGAGGAUAUUAUAGACUUUAACUAGAUUAUAGCAUUUUUGCAGAAUUUAUUGACUAGAUUGAACAAAUUUAUUUACAAAGGAAUACAAGUCUAAUGUACUCAAUCCUUAUAAUUCUUUUUUCUUUGUUUUAAUUUGGGUUUUUAACGACUCAGUUGUAACUAAUUUUACAUCUUUUGUUUUUAAAAUGUGCAUUUUAAAAGCUUCCAUGUUGUUUACAAUUGUUGUGGAAGUAAUGUAGUAAAUACAGUCUUGGUAACCUGACUCAAAAAUCAGUACCUGAAACAUUUGCAACCAUUAUCACUGCUUAUUUGUCCAUAUUACACAUGAAAAUCAUGUAAGAAUUACAUAAAGAUCAGUUUAUAAUAAAAUGGACAUUUUAUUUAUUUAUACCAUUAUGUUUAUAUUGUAUUUUACUGAGGUAAAAAUUGUGCUUCUAACAGCUUCAACACUUUUGGUUUUUUUUUGUCCCAAACCAUCUUUUUAUAAUAUGGUUAUGUCAGGCAGGAGGGCAUGUGGGUGGAAUAGGGAAGUGGGUACCUAAUUUGUGUAAUCAAUUUCUCCUACAGUUUUCAACCCAGAUCCCUAAAACUUCACAGGAAGAUUGAAGAUGUGCACUUGCUAUUAUGGAAUUGUUUGAGGAAUUUUUUUCUUAUUUUAUCCAGACUUUGGAACUUAGUCAUAUCAUAUGUCAGCAAAAUUUAUGAUCAAGGGUACAAGAUUUGUGUCAUCAACUUCUUGUACAGUUUUCAACCUAGAUCCCUGAAACUUCACAGGAAGAUUGCACAUAUGUGUAAGUUGUGCCCUUGCUAUUAUGGAAUUGAUUGAGGAAUUUUUAACAUUUUUUUGGACUUGGGAACUAAUUUAUUUUUCAGCAAAAUUUAUGAAAGAGGAUAAAAGUUUUUAACUUCUCAAGUUUUCAACCAAAAUCCCUAAGACUUCACAGAAAGAUUAUGCACAUGUUGAAGUUAUGAACCUGCUAUUAUGGAAUUGUUUGAAGAAUUUGUUCAGAUUUGUAUGAACGUGGGAACGUAGUUAUUUUUCAGCCAAAUUUAAAACCUUCAUGCAACUGCAACUUCGUUAUAAACAUUCUACAUUAAUUAGUCACAAAUAUUGUAACCCGGACAUUUGAGACUUUCCCCUUUUUUUUCCCUUCUGUGAAGGGAUAAGUUAACAUACAAUAAAAACUUUUAUUACAUUGGUAGCAAUGAAUUACAUUGAUUUCCCAGUUAAAUAAAAACCGAUAAUUUCACAUGUGAAAUAAAUGUGGUUAUUUCACUCUCUGACGUCAUACAACAAUAGGCGUUGUCAAGACGUCGAUAACGUCGGAUCAAAACAUAUUGUGAAUGCGUAGAAAAAACAUAUAGUUCCUUACAUUUUCUACAUUAAUUUCAUUAAAAAAAGCCAUUUGCCAAUGUAAUAAAAAGAAUAACUAAUCAAAGAAUUCAAAUAUCGAAAAAUAUUCAACUCGUGACCGAACAACACUGAUAAUUAACUCAUGCGCUACGCGCAUUCGUGAAUUAAUGUGUUGAUCGAUCACUCGUUGAAUAUUUUUCUCUAUUUGAAUUCUUCGAUUAGUUAUUCUAUAAUUAUAUUUUUCUAUUGUUAUAUAAUAUGACAGUUAUUUAAUCCAUGAUUUACUUCGGUAUUGUUUUCAGUAACAUUUACAUUUGAAAAUAAAAAUUAUAAAAUCAAUAGA
Messenger RNA from Mytilus californianus (California mussel), 3209 nucleotides. Its product is annotated as NAD-dependent protein deacylase sirtuin-5, mitochondrial-like. NCBI's taxonomy places the organism in Eukaryota, Metazoa, Mollusca, Bivalvia, Mytilida, Mytilidae. The record is from RefSeq and is a predicted model, not a curated record. Bases 54 to 968 code for a protein of 304 amino acids. The transcript has 9 exons. Gene Ontology annotation, molecular function: NAD+ binding; protein-succinyllysine desuccinylase activity; protein-malonyllysine demalonylase activity.